CCGUACAGCAAAACAAACCUCUCUGAUACGAACUGACACUGACUGGGCCGCUGCUCCCCCAGAAUGAACAACGUGUUUCAGGAAGAAGUUGGCGCCUGAAGCACAGUACGCGGCUACCUAAUACGCUAACCGAAAGUAUGAAAGAGAGUAUUUUGUAAUGAUUUUUUCUUUUCAACCUUAUUAAAGGAAUUCAAAAUGAACGACACGGAAUUCAGUGUCCCCCUGUCCUCGCUGGCAAUUUUGGUCCCUCCACUUCGGCUGAUGUCAGCAGUGAUGUGGGAAGUGGUACGCCAGCGGAACAUCAAGCACUACGGGAAGCUGGAGGAGUUCGUAUCCAUGGUAACGGAAGCAGUUCCUGAACUGAUGAGUAAAAGAGAAGGGCGUCUGCUCACACUGGGCCUGAAAGCAAGGACAACUCUGGAGCUGCUGCGCUCCGAACAUCCUGAAGAUCUCAAGGCUGUUGAAAGCCACCUCAACCAAAUCCGAACAUCUUGCAUUGAGGAGACCAAUGAUCCUGUAAUCGAGGCCCCAGAGGCCAACUUCAUGAAGCUGGUGCAGGGCCUCAUUGAAGACACCAAUGGCAGAGAACACUUUCUCAAGAAUGUGUUUCCAGUGGAGUACGGGCCGGACUUCGACACUGCACUGGAGACUCUGGUUUGUGAAUUCUUCACCAGACUGGAGGAGCUGCUGCCAAUACCAGAUUUCAAACAAACGGCGUCCUGGAUCAGCACGGCGCCGUCUGUCCUCGAGGAGUACAUGCAGUGUGUCUCAAACGGAGAUGACCUUAAAUUUCUUCUCCAAAGCAAACAGUGCCACGGGAAACUGGCUAAGUGUACCGCCGCUCCGUUUCAGUCGGAUGAUCUUCUCCUUCCCUCUCUGGCUCUGCCGCCGUCGCUGGAAGUGGCCAUCGCGUCCCACCCGAGUGCUUGUGACGAGGACGAGGACGACGUCAACAACGGCGUUCCUCAGAUAGUCAUGUUCGACGAAGAUCUGUCCACUCACCCGUCCACCUCGACGGACUUUCCCGAAUCGCCAAAGAGGGCCGAGAUCUCGUCGCCCCCCCGCAGGAGGCAGCAGUCGGGGACGCACAAGUGCCCCGAGUGUGACAAAUGCUUCAAGCACCACUCCGUCCUCCUGGAACACCAGCGGGUGCACAGCGGGCUCCAGCCGUACAACUGCUCCGAGUGCGGCAGGGCUUUCAGAACCGCCACUCUGCUGGCCGGCCACCGGCUACGGAAAUGCAAGAACGCCGCCUAUCUGUGCAUCAAAUGCGGGAACAGUUUUCCGACCUCGCUGGACAAAUUCAGGCACCACUGCCCAAAGCGUGGCCGUAACUACAACUGUGGGCACUGUGGGAAAAGUUUUCAAAAGUCCAGCAGCUUAAAAGAACACCUGCUCACUCACGUCCAAAGCCGCCUCUUCAAGUGCAGCCAUUGUGGGCUGGGUUUCUCAGGGAUUGGGGACUUGAAGUAUCACCAGCAGGUCGACCAUGACAAGCCUUAUCAGUGUAAGCGGUGCGGCAAGAGCUUCAUCUCCUCCAAGUGUCUGACCAAACAUAAACAACGACACGAGGAGGUCGGCGACCUGGAGGCGGCGCCGUUAGCGGGCCGAGGCAAACACAGGAAGAGUGGCUCCGCUCAUCGGGCUUCCUCGGCAUCGCUGUCCUCCAGGAAGGCGUCGAUCAAAGCGGCUUACCCGCGAGGGCGGGUCACACAUAACUGCCCACUGUGCGGGAGGAGCUUCAAGUAUCGCUUCGAGUUCCUCGAGCACCAGAGGUUCCACACAGCGGUGAAGCCUUACAAGUGCUCUCAGUGCGGCAAAGCCUUCCGCACGGAGGCCCACCUCUCCCGCCACAGGAAGCGCAAGUGUAAAAAUGCUUCUCACAUUUGCACAAAGUGCGGGUGUCAGUUCAGGUCCCUGCACGAGCGGGUGAGACACCAGUGUGUCCAGCUGCUGACAAAAUACGAGUGUUCCCACUGCGGGAAGACCUUCAAGAUGGCCCACAUGCUGAGGAACCAUCAGAUGAGCGAGCACCAGCUCCCCUACAGCCCCAACCAUCGCUUCCGGUGCCGGUACUGCGAUGAGACUUUCCCCGGCAUCAGCGAGCUCAAGUACCACCAGAGAGUCGACCACGAGAAACCCUACCAGUGUCAGGAGUGCGGCAAGUGUUUCCUGUCCGAGAAGUGCCUGGCCAACCACGAGCUGCGGCACAACGACGACAGGCCGGAGAGCUGCCUGGUGUGCGGCCGCGGCUUCAGGAACCGCUACGACCUGAAGCAGCACACGCGCACGCACACCGGGGAGCGGCCCUACCAGUGCACCCACUGUUCCCAGUGCUUCUCCACCGCGGGGGGACUGCGCAGUCACACCCGGGUGCACACGGGCGAGAAGCCGCACGUGUGCCCGGACUGCGGCAAGGCCUUCUCCCAGAUGGGGGCGAUGCGCACGCACAGGCUCACGCACACCGGGGAGAGGCCGUUCAAGUGCACGGUGUGCGGCAAAGGUUUCACGAUGGCGCACAAGGUGACGGUUCACAUGCGCGUGCACACGGGGGAGCGGCCGUACGUGUGCACUCAGUGCGGGAAGGCCUUCUCAGACGGGAGUGUGCUGAAGCAGCACAUGCUGAACCACUCGGGGGUGAGGCCGUACCACUGCCAGAUCUGCCCCAAGACCUACACCUGUCUGAACCACCUGAGGAGGCACCUGAAGAGCCACUCCAACAUGAACUGAGUGACUGGGGGGGGCGAACUGGAGCAGAACAUUUGACGCGCUGGCGAUGCAACGGACCAAUGAGGCGAGCAAUAUACACGGAGGAAUACGGAACGACGGAAAGUCAAUGUACCUACAUUAGCCAAUCAUAUGAGGACUUUUUAAUCAGUUAAAGUAAUAGUUGACUUUUUGGGAAGUCAUUUGCUCUCUUGCAGGUGAUGAAACGAUAGUGGUGUCGAUCUUCUCCAAAAGAGUGUACUUUAGGAAUUCUCAAACCUUUUCUUCGGCACAAGCUCGCUCUAUGCUCUUUUUCUCUGGCUAUUCCAGGAGCUUUUUUUUUUUUCUGACGUCAGUUUCUUCUGCAUGAAUAUGUUUGGAUAUUAUUCUGGAUAUUUGUGAUGAGAUGCUGUAUGUUCGGAAAUUGAAAUAUUGAUGAAAAUAUCUAUUUUUGGAAGGUCCUUGAUAGUGAUGGAGGUGAAAAUGCUGGCUCCCUGUAAAUAUGUUAUUGAAAAAUAUUGUAAAAUUGCAAACCUAAUAUGAUGGCGCCAUAUUUUUUUUUUCUCCUAUCUGCCUUUUUUUAUAUAAAUAUAUCUAUACAGUACCAGUAAAUUCAAUUCAAGUAUGUCCAAACUUUUGACUGGUUCUGUAUAGAUAUACACAUAUAUAUUUCAUUGUUUGUUUUGCAAAGUUUGUAAAUUUCAAAUUAAAUUAACCUGAGUUCUC
Molecule: messenger RNA, 3432 nt
Organism: Pungitius pungitius (ninespine stickleback)
Lineage: Eukaryota; Metazoa; Chordata; Actinopteri; Perciformes; Gasterosteidae
Product: zinc finger protein 665-like
Exons: 7
Coding region: 196-2730 (844 amino acids)
Source: RefSeq, a predicted model, not a curated record